Tremella mesenterica DSM 1558 is the source of this 1857-nucleotide messenger RNA. RefSeq lists its product as uncharacterized. The coding region runs from base 1 to 1857 and encodes 618 amino acids. NCBI's taxonomy places the organism in Eukaryota, Fungi, Basidiomycota, Tremellomycetes, Tremellales, Tremellaceae. The transcript is spliced from 3 exons. The record is from RefSeq and is a predicted model, not a curated record.
AUGUCUGAUAAUUCCGACGACUACACCGAUACCGACUCAGGCGUGUCUGAUUUUCCUCCUCCUCAACCCCCUGGCGGUCCCAACCCAGCUCAAGAACCAGAAGAUGAUUUCGAAUUGGAACCUUAUGAAGUUAUUCCUCCAUUCGUCGUCGUCCCUCCUCCCGAUGUACCCAAACCUAACCCGCCUUACCUCGAAGGACAGCUUAACGGCUUUACAUUCCGUAAAUUCCCAAAUUUCAUGGUGAGGAAAAUGACUCCUGAAAGGGAUUGUAUGGGUGUGGCUUUACCUCCUGAAAAACUCGCAGAGUUGAAAGCUGGUGUAACGGGGGACAUGAAGAAAGGUUUGGAGAAAUGGGAAAGAUACUCUGAUAAGAGUACAUACCUCUGGGGAGAAGGAGAACAAAUUACGAUUUUCAGAGCGACGACGGAUAAAAUCAAAAAGAUGUUCAAAGAUCCUCCUAGGAAGAAGAAUAAGGAGUUGGCCAAUAAUUGGCAAAAACAGGUCGACCCCUUUCAACCACCCCCUUUCUUUUGGGCUCAAUGCGUACUUUACGGUCUUCCCGCUCCGGCAUCAGAACAAGAAGCUAUGAAAAUAAUGAAAGCUCAUGUAAACCAAACGAUGCCACCCAGGAAAGACGAUGAUUCCGAAAGGAGAGAUCCUACAGAACCCACAAAAGAGAUAGAAGAUCUCAUGUAUAACCUUAAUCUCGAUACCAUGUGGGGGGAUUGGCUCAAAGUGCACAAUGGAGAGAUCCUCAAGAACAUGGAAAAGUUGACUUGGGAGAAAAUGAGGAAGGUGAAGAAGAUCAGGGAACGAGGGGCUUUGGGAUAUCGCGCGAAAUGGGAGGAGUUUUUAAAAGAAGCGGAUGAAGAAUUAGGCAGGGGUUGGAGGUGGGAAGAACCGGAGAAGGAACAGGAACUAGAAACCAAGGUCAAAGUGGAAAGUGAAGUUAAACAAGAGAUUAUCGAUGUGAAAAAGGAACCGGAAGAUGUUAAGAUGGAAUCGGUAGAUGUUAAGGUGGAACCAGAAGACGUCAAGAUGGAAGAGUCGAAUGACGUGAAAAUUGAAUCGGGUGUGAAAACGGAGCCGGUGGAGGUUAAAACAGAGCCUGGAGUAGCUGGCAAGAGACCCGCAUCUGUAGAAGCUGGAUCUUCCUCCAAGAAGAUGAAGGGAGAUGAGCUUGACAUCGACUUUAUCAGCGUAAAAUACCGUAUGGCACGAUUGGGUUUCUUCGAUUCUGAAGGUCAUCGACUUUUCACUCCUGUUCCACACAACAGUGACUCUGAAUAUACCAAAUACCUACUUUGUGAUCUCCAAAUUUCUGCGACUCGAAAACAAGGUAUUUUAGCUAUGAUGGAAGCCGAUAUUCUAGCUCAUUUCCAACUUGCUCAUCUCCCAAAAAUAGGUGAACGCGUCCCUGUCACUUGGAGAGGUGAAAACAAUUACGUUCCUAUGCAACAUCCAUUAGCUAUAGUAGGUGAUAAAGAAGUUUCUCAAGCUUCUGGUUAUUUCGACUGGCUUUCACCUACUUGGUUAAGAGGAGAAUUUUCUAUACCAAAUUUCGGUAAUGCGAGAUUCAUAGCUAAACGUCAAGGAGGAAAAGUUCUGAACCCUAGGAUGAGUUUAGUUAGGUAUUGGGAAAGACAUUGGAGAUGGUGUACCGAUAUAGAUAGACAUGGAGAGAAAUUGGGACAGUAUAAUUCCUUCAGGUUCUUCCCGGAUAGGUUUGGUGAUACUACUGUGGAGGUGGAUAGUGUUGGAACGAGUCAAGAUGAAGAUGAUGGAGUGAGGUUUGGUCAGAUUAUUUAUAACAAUGAUGGAAAAGCUCAUCAUAUUUUCAACAUGUGGGGGAUGUGA